UCAUUUCCAAAAUAAAAAGCAAAAGAAAAUUACGCAGAAAUACAGUAGCUUCUGUCUCUCUCCUUCUCUUUGCCCAAAACCAAAUCCCUGAUUUCUUCCACGAUUUCCGCUGAUUUUUACUUUCUCCGAUUCCGAACGAGAAGAAUACAGAAUUGAAGAGGCAACGGAAAAUUCAUCUUGUUAGACUGAUUGGCUGCAGAAUGUGUUGUAAUCCUGGUUUCUAAAAAGGCAACUAUGGAGAUAAAAUCUUACCAGAAUCAGGCUGAGAUGCUGCUAAAGGAAUAUUUACUAGCAGAUUCCUUCAUCCCAUACACAUCAGUUAUUGGUGGAAUUUGUGCUUGCAAGAUGGUCUAUGAUCUUACCCAGUUGUUUAGCACUGUUUACUUUAAGAGCUAUCCUAGCCUAUCAAAAGUCCAACGCACUGAGUGGAGCAACCGAUCCAUAUCAACCGUUCAUGCCAUUUAUAUAACAGUCAUGUCCUUGUACUUCGUAUUUUGGUCAAAUCUCUAUUCUGACCACCAAUAUGCUGGCCUGAUUACUUUUCGCAGUUCUGCACUUUCUACAUUCACUUUGGGGGUAUCUGUUGGUUACUUCCUUGCUGACCUUGGGAUGAUCAUUUGGUUUUACCCUUCUUUGGGUGGAAUGGAGUAUGUCAUUCAUCAUCUUCUGUCAGGAGCAGCAGUAGCAUAUUCUAUGUUGACUGGGGAGGGUCAGCUUUACACUUUCAUGGUACUCAUCUCGGAGACUACAACCCCUGGGAUCAACUUGAGAUGGUAUCUCGACACAGCUGGAAUGAAGAAAUCCAAAGCUUACUUAAUCAAUGGAGUUGUAAUAUUUGUGGCAUGGCUGGUUGCUAGAAUACUCCUGUUCAUGUAUAUCUUUUACCAUGUCUACUUGCACUAUGAUCAGGUUAAACAGCUUCACAGCUGCGGGCUAUUUUUAAUAUUUGUGGUGCCAUUAGUCCUAGCAGUCAUGAACUUAAUGUGGUUUGGAAAGAUCAUCAGGGGAUUAAAGAAGACAUUAGCGAAGAGGCAGUGAAAGGUACAUCGAAACUGACAUUGGUGAAGUGACAUCGGCAAACGAACAGGGUUUAUUCAUCGUCAUAGUAGGCUAAAUGUCCUGUGCAUUCUCUGUUCCCCUCCCUCUCUUACCGUGUAAAUGAUACGAAGGGUAUACCAUACAAGCCGCCGCCAUGGUUUUUGAUUCAAUGUGACAAAUCAUGUAAUGCUGAAGCAUAACUAAAUCUGUAUAUGAUCGGAUACGAAACAUGGAUGGGAAUGGUAAAUUGCCACUGGCUGGUUUUUAAGAGAAUGAUUUGUUUC
Theobroma cacao (cacao) is the source of this 1322-nucleotide messenger RNA. RefSeq lists its product as uncharacterized. The record is from RefSeq and is a predicted model, not a curated record. Gene Ontology annotation, cellular component: endoplasmic reticulum; membrane. Gene Ontology annotation, biological process: lipid homeostasis. NCBI's taxonomy places the organism in Eukaryota, Viridiplantae, Streptophyta, Magnoliopsida, Malvales, Malvaceae.